Molecule: messenger RNA, 694 nt
Organism: Exophiala aquamarina CBS 119918
Lineage: Eukaryota; Fungi; Ascomycota; Eurotiomycetes; Chaetothyriales; Herpotrichiellaceae
Exons: 1
Coding region: 86-331 (81 amino acids)
Source: RefSeq, a predicted model, not a curated record
GGGGGGCCUGCCACUUUUCCGGCAGCUCAGGACGAGGAAUUCCACGCCUUCGUCGAGGAUCUUCAAUCAGUGAUUUUUGAACGGAAUGACAGUAUUGUGUAUCACGACACCAUCUACCCAUGGCGCUGCAUUGGCAGGUCAAACCGCAGUGAGUCGACGCACUGGGUGCAUGAUUGGGCCACGGCAUGUCUUCAAGGCUAGCCAGUGCGUUGCUUGGGCCUCUGACGGCAGUGCUGGAUGGAAGCCCUUCUCCCCAGUAUACUACAACUGCACAGAGCCAUGGAGUGCUGUUUACGCGACCAAAAUAUACUCCUUAACGCAAAAUAACUGACCUCUGAUUAAUGUACAAACAACCUUCAACUAUGCUGUCUUUGUGCUGGACCAGCGUAUUGUUGACACAAUCAGCUAUUUUGGCAGCCGUACCUUCGACCAAAAUUGGGUCUAGGCCGUCAGUGACUGGAUGUUCGUGGGGGCACGGAGCGGCCUGCCUACAAGGACAAAGUCAAGAUCACCAGCCAGAAAGACUAUGGUUACAACGGGCGACGCAGGAAAUGGCCUGGGUCAUUUCAACGAUGUCACGGCUGGAAUGGCUGGAGGGCCUGUGUUCGGGAUGUAGUCCGGAGAUUUUGGGCCCAGAGUUGGUGUGUCCAGCACACGAGAAAGGACCCCAACCGCGGCUCCGGAUGGUAGAACU